This is a messenger RNA of Colossoma macropomum (tambaqui), 2567 nucleotides long. RefSeq lists its product as uncharacterized. The transcript has 2 exons. The coding region runs from base 134 to 2203 and encodes 689 amino acids. The record is from RefSeq and is a predicted model, not a curated record. NCBI's taxonomy places the organism in Eukaryota, Metazoa, Chordata, Actinopteri, Characiformes, Serrasalmidae.
UGUUUGAUCCCAUGGACUACAAGUUCUAACUUUCUCUCAUUUUUUCAUUCCUUCUCUUCCGUUCAGGUCAGCAGAGCUGAAAGAACUUCAUCAACACCUUCAGUAAAAACUAUCAAGCAGGAGAAAACCGGCAAUGGAGUCCCAAAUUGCUAAGACUUUUCAAAAGCUCACCUCAGCUGAGGAGAUGAGAAACCAAACCAAGCUUGUGAUGCAGCCUUAUGCCAACUGGGAGGAGUACCUGACUCCUGCACCACUUUCCAUAGCCAUCCUGGGAGAGCUGGUCUUCAUCUCUUCCAAAACUGAUUUCUCCAUCAACAAAAACCCACCAAAGGACGGCUACAAGUACAUCAAAUACCCAGAUUCAUUCCGUGCCUGUCUCAUGCAAGUGUGUAACUCUGGCUGGUGGGCUUUCAAUGACGCCCACAAGAACAUGGAUCAGAUUCGGCUUCACACCAUGGCUGUUCCAGACUAUAUGAAGACUGCAGUGAAGAUUCUGUUCCAAGAUAAUGAUGAAGUUGUUCAAGCUCACCUUCCUGACCAGCUGGAGAACAUUCGUGUUAUUGCAGAUGACUGUCUUGCUCUGUCCAAAUCAACAGAAAUGCGGUUUAGUGAAGUCAUCAAUAUUAUCCAAGAGCUGCUGGAAGCCUGUGUAAAUGCUGAGCACUUUUAUGGAGAAGAGCUGGAAGAAAUCAAGAAGAAACUGGAGGAGAAUAAAAUGAGGAAACAGUCAUCAGAAGAAGCUGCUAAACGCUCUGAGAAGGCAGUUAAAAUCUUGGAAAAAGAACUGAAGGAAGCAAAUGACACCUAUAAAAAUGCAAUGGAUUCUCUUCCCAGUGGAUGGAACAUGGUGGCUAUGGAUCUUGUUGGAAUGAUAUCUGACAGCGUCACAGUUCUAGUCACUGGACUGACUGCUGUAGUGACCCAGCCAGUGGCCCAAAUGUGUAAUGCUUCAAAGAAAAUUGCAGAGACAGUGAAAGAUGUAAAAGGUAUGACCUCUUCUGCAGAUGGAUUUGAUGAAAUGAACAUCUACAGCAAGUCUACAGAAAUCCUGACGUGGACAGAGCUUAUUCAGCAGUAUGUCCAGAACAAUGACAUUGACUGGAAGAAUCUGUAUGAUCAGAAGAACAAAUCUACAAAAACAGAUUUUGUGAAAGAUCAAUUCCAAAGAAUUAAUUGCAGCUUAGAAAAAUUCCCAGAAUGCAAACCAAAGAAGAAGGCUCAGAAAUUAUGCAAAGAGGCAGUUAACAUCUGUAUAAACCUGGCAAAAUAUGCACCAGAAGGGAAAUGUGAGGAAGAGAAAAAAAAGGAGUUGAUUGAGAAAAUCAGAGAACUGAUUGAUUCUGCCCGCACUUUUGACUGCAAAAGCAAAGACGUCACAAAAACUCCUUCCUUGAUUCCAAAACCACCUAUGUUGUCAAAAGAAGAAAGUAAAUCAGAGAGGAAAAGUGCUUCAGAAAGGGCAUCAGAGAACGCCAGGUUCCGCAUAGAGCAGAGCCGAGCUCAACUGAAGAACACCAGAGAGACCUAUGACAAGAGUGUUGAGAACAUGGAGAAAAACCAAAAGGAACUGACUGAAAUAUUGAUCUCCCUGCAAAAUUGUGAAUUAAAAGAGAUCGACUUUAACACCACCAUACAGAUGCUGGUCAAAGGGAUGGAUGCCAUGGGGAGAGUGAAGGAGCAGUGGGAGAAGAUGGUGCGCUUCUUUCAGAUGGUGUCCAACAUUGUGAAAACCAGCCUGAACAGAACUCUCAAAGAUUUUGUCUCCACGUCUGAAAAGACUCAGUCACUUUCCUACAACUCAAAGCUCUUCUCCAAAGAUCUGCUCUACAGUCAAGCUUUUCAGGCCACUAACAUUGCCAGCCUCGUCCACAUGAUCUCAGCAACCUACACUGAUGUGUCUAACAAGUAUCUCAUGGAUCGUGUCAGUUCACUGGGGAAACUUAUGGCCAUGGACAAGACAAGACCAGAGUUUCUAAAUGAGCGUCUGAAGCUACAGAAGUCCUGUGAUGAAGCUCAGAAAGGCAUUUUACGCCUUGUCCUCAAGAAUAAGGAUGAGUUUGAAAGGAAGACUGAUUCAAGACUGGAGAAGAUUGAUAAAGAGUUGCUGGCCAUUCUUCCCUCUGCUGCUCCAGAAGAGAUGAAGAGCAUUCAAGCAGCUGUUGAAAGUGGAUUCACAGAAGAUGAGGAGGCGUUAUACUUCUGAGUGUAUUUCCAAAACUUGUUCUCAUUUAAUCUGAAAAUUACAUUGAUGUUGAUGGUAAUUACUAAUUCACCUUGAUUUUCCCCAUGUUAAUUAUGUUUAAAGGGUUAAACAGGUGCUACUUGUACACUCCUGGCAUGUCAGAAUUUUGGUUCUUUCCUUUAUAGAACGUGUGAGUUAUGCCAUUGUUAUUUAUAACACUGCUGUUGGAACAAAACCUCGUAUCUCCAUUUUUGUUGCUUUUCAUUUUUUGACAUAAUUUGAAAGUGCCUGUUGCCCUUUACAUUAUGUGUGGAUUUUAUGAAUUCAAAUGAAUCAGUCUGUAAAUAUUUUAUUAUGAUUAAUAAACUCUUGUAAUAUGAUCAAA